UAAAGAAGUAAAGGACGUGAAGUUGUUUCAUAACUUGAAUACAACAAAUAGAAGCAAAGAGAAUAAAAGUAGAAACGAAAAUGGUUGCUUUCUCUGACAAGCAAGAGGGUUUGGUGAAUGGCGCAUAUGAAGCAUUCAAGGCAGACAUUCCUAAAUACAGUGUUGUCUUCUACACCACAAUACUGGAGAAAGCACCAGCAGCAAAGAACCUGUUCUCGUUUCUAGCUAACGGAGUUGAUGCCACUAAUCCUAAGCUCACGGGUCAUGCUGAAAAGCUUUUUGGAUUGGUGCGUGAUUCAGCUGCACAACUUAGAGCAAGUGGAGGAGUGGUGGCUGAUGCUGCACUUGGUGCUGUGCACUCUCAGAAAGCAGUGAACGAUGCUCAGUUUGUGGUGGUAAAAGAAGCUUUGGUCAAAACAUUGAAAGAAGCAGUUGGAGACAAAUGGAGUGAUGAACUGGGCACUGCUGUGGAACUAGCCUACGAUGAAUUGGCAGCAGCUAUUAAAAAAGCAUAUUAGGAUGCCCAUUAUUACUUGUAAUAAAUAAAUUUGUUUUAAAAGAACCUGUUAUUAAACAGGUUCCCCAUACAAAUGUUGCUUAAAAAUAAGUAAAUUAUAAAUUAUAUUGUAUUUGGAUA
Messenger RNA from Vigna unguiculata (cowpea), 637 nucleotides. RefSeq names its product leghemoglobin-2 (gene LBII). NCBI's taxonomy places the organism in Eukaryota, Viridiplantae, Streptophyta, Magnoliopsida, Fabales, Fabaceae. The record is from RefSeq and is a predicted model, not a curated record. Gene Ontology annotation, molecular function: oxygen binding; heme binding.